CGGUUUGUUUUUUUUUUCCCCCCCCCCCCCUUUCCUUCUGCGACGACGCAUUGCUUUUUCCUCAAGCGGGGACUGGAACAAAUUCCCGGAGGAUUCCAUUCGUGCGCGGGCGGGCGUGAUCGCGGGCUUCCAUUACGGGCGCGGAAUCGGCUGCUGGUCGAUCGAGGAGCUCCUUCGAUUCGGGGAUCGGCUUCUCCGCGGGGAUUCGGUUCCCAUCUGCUGCUACAAAGGGUGUGCGGGGCGGGCCUCUGGGGUCGUUGCGACUGGAGGAGGCGGGGAGCCAUGGGGGCGGGGGUCUCGAGCUUUUUCUUCGGCGCGGCGGCGGAGGCUGCGCCGGGUGCUGCGGGCCUGGGCGACCUGCCGGAGCUCUGCGCCGCGCAGGUGCUGCUGCGGCUCGACGCGCCGGAGAUCUGCCGCCUCGCGCGCCUCAACCACGCCUUCCGCGGCGCCGCGGGGGCCGACUUCGUGUGGGAGGCCAAGCUGCCGGAGAACUACCGCCACCUCAUCGGGUACGUCGAGGGCGGGGGCGAGGAGGGCAGGCGCCGGCGCCGCCGGGCCGGGACCAAGGAGAUCUACGCCAGGCUCUCCAGGCCCGUCUCUUUCGACGACGGCACCAAGGAAUUUUGGCUAGAGAAGAGCAAAGGUAGGGUUUGUAUGGCGCUAUCCUCCAAAGCUCUGGUCAUAACUGGCAUCGAUGACAGGAGAUAUUGGACGCACAUGCCGACUACUGAAUCAAGGUUCCAGUCCGUGGCAUACCUUCAGCAAAUCUGGUGGUUUGAAGUGGUUGGGGAGCUCGAUUUCUGCUUCCCCGUGGGAACCUACAGUUUAUACUUCAGGGUUCAUCUUGGGAAGUUCAGCAAGCGGUUUGGACGCCGUGUUUGCAGCACCGAGAACGUCCACGGCUGGAACAAGAAGCCGGUGCGCUUCCAGCUCUCCACCUCGGACGGCCAGAAUGCAUUAUCUCAAUGCUACCUGGAUGAGCCCGGGAGCUGGGUUCUGUACCAUGCAGGCGAUUUUGUUUCCACGAAUCCUGGCCAGGCACUGAAGCUGAAGUUCUCGAUGGCGCAGAUCGACUGCACGCACACGAAAGGCGGCCUGUGCGUCGACUCGGUGCUUGUGUAUCCCAAGGGCUUUCAGCAAGAGAAGGUGGUGACCGGCAAGAUCUCGGAGAUGCGAUCGUCGUCGUAGUUGUAGUGGUGGUGCUUGCACUGCUAGAGUUGUAGAGGAACGCAGCUUGCAGCCCAAUCCUAUUAUCAAGUUGGGCUCUGGUAUGCAACGGAUGAAACGUCUGUGUAAAGAACUGUAGUCUCAGGGUCUGUGUGGUCAGCUACGUCCGAGAGUGGUUUGUGUGUCGUCCAGUCUUCCCAUGGGUAAUUUUUUUUCUCUCCCUGGUGCUAAAUGAGACUUUGAUGCUGCGGAUGAAACCGGUUGUGCUGAAAUGAGAUCAGAGGUUUUGUUUCCA
Molecule: messenger RNA, 1462 nt
Organism: Triticum urartu
Lineage: Eukaryota; Viridiplantae; Streptophyta; Magnoliopsida; Poales; Poaceae
Product: F-box protein PP2-A13
Molecular function (GO): protein binding
Source: RefSeq, a predicted model, not a curated record